Messenger RNA from Oncorhynchus masou masou (cherry salmon), 3802 nucleotides. RefSeq names its product kinesin family member 5C (gene kif5c). The record is from RefSeq and is a predicted model, not a curated record. Gene Ontology annotation, cellular component: microtubule. Gene Ontology annotation, biological process: microtubule-based movement; mitotic cell cycle. NCBI's taxonomy places the organism in Eukaryota, Metazoa, Chordata, Actinopteri, Salmoniformes, Salmonidae. Bases 418 to 3363 code for a protein of 981 amino acids. The transcript has 26 exons. Gene Ontology annotation, molecular function: microtubule motor activity; microtubule binding; ATP binding.
GUUAGGCUACCGCAACAUCAACAUCCUCACCGUGGACCAAAGUGGGAUUGACAGCAUUAGAGCAAGGAGCUUCAAAUUGGUCGAUGCUGGUCCUGAUGCAAGACGCAUCGGUGAAUACGGGAAGUCUUUAACCAAUGUUUGACCACGAAAAGGGGAACUCGCAUUCAAAUCGACGCUAUCAAACGAUAGCAGCCAGACCAUUCGUCAAUCUAUUGUUUUCAGGUAACGUUAGACUAGGAUUCAGCCUAGCGCCAAUCGUUUAAUUGACAGGGAUGUCGAUUGAGAUUGAAUUUCAGCGAAUGACAAAGGAAAGAAGUGCUUAAUUCCAUCUCAGUAAAAUUGCAGUAAACUUCGCGAUAGUUAGCCUAGAGAAAGUUAUUUGGGUUAUCUGGUUGGAAAUAACCUAGUGCUGUGGACAUGGCGGAUGCUGCUGAGUGCGGUGUAAAAGUGAUGUGCCGAUUCAGGCCUUUGAAUGAAUCGGAAACCAACAGAGGAGACAAAUACAUCCCGAAAUUCAAAGGCGAAGACACGGUGGUAAUAACGGGCAAGCCUUAUGUGUUUGACCGAGUCCUGCCACCCAACACAGCCCAGGAACAGGUCUAUGAUGCCUGUGCCAAGCAGAUCGUCAAAGAUGUGUUGGGUGGGUACAAUGGAACCAUCUUUGCCUAUGGCCAGACCUCAUCAGGCAAGACUCACACCAUGGAGGGCAAGCUCCAUGACUCCCAGCUGAUGGGUAUCAUCCCCCGUAUCGCCAGGGACAUCUUUGACCACAUCUACUCCAUGGACGAGAACCUGGAGUUCCACAUCAAGGUCUCCUAUUUUGAAAUCUACUUAGACAAGAUCCGAGACUUAUUGGAUGUGUCAAAGAUCAACCUAGCAGUGCAUGAGGACAAAAACAAGGUGCCCUAUGUUAAGGGCUGUACGGAGCGCUUUGUGUCCAGUCCAGAAGAGGUUAUGGAUGUCAUCGAUGAAGGAAAAUCCAAUCGUCACGUGGCUGUUACAAACAUGAAUGAGCACAGUUCUCGCAGUCACAGCAUCUUCCUGAUCAACAUCAAGCAGGAGAAUGUAGAGACAGAACUGAAGCUGUCAGGAAAACUCUACUUGGUGGAUCUGGCUGGCAGUGAGAAGGUCAGUAAAACCGGGGCAGAGGGAUCUGUGUUGGACGAGGCCAAGAAUAUCAAUAAGUCCCUCUCCGCCCUGGGGAACGUCAUAUCAGCUCUGGCCGAGGGAACUAAAACCCACGUGCCCUACAGAGACAGUAAGAUGACCCGUAUCCUGCAGGACUCUCUGGGGGGAAACUGUAGGACCACCAUCAUCAUCUGUGCCUCCCCCUCUGUCUACAAUGAGGCUGAGACCAAGUCCACCCUCAUGUUUGGACAGAGAGCUAAGACCAUUAAGAACACAGUGUCAGUGAACCAAGAGCUGACAGCUGAGGAGUGGAAGAAGAAGUAUGAGAAGGAGAAAGAGAAGACUAAAGGCUUGAAAUACGUGAUCCAGAAGCUUGAGACCGAGCUCAAACGCUGGAGGAAAGGUGAGGCUGUUCCAGUGGAGGAACAGCUGAGCAGUAAGGAGAAGAAGAGCAACAGUGGUGACGCCAUGGCCACGCCCAUGAUUGACACCAUCGCCCCACCCCCUAUCCCGCUAUUGGACGAGGAUAAGACCCGAUACGAGGGGCUCAUCACCGACUUGUACCAGCAGCUGGAUGACAAGGAUGAUGAGAUCAACCAACACAGUCAGCUGGUAGAGAAGUUCAAAGAGCAGAUGAUCGAUCAAGAUGAGCUGCUGGUUUCGGCCCACAAGGACUAUGAGAAGCUGCAGGAGGACCUGUCCAGACUGCAGAGGGAGAACGAGGCGGCCAAAGAGGAGGUGAAGGAGGUGCUGCAGGCCCUGGAGGAGCUGGCUGUUAACUACGACCACAAGAGCCAGGAAGUGGAGAACAAGAACCGCUCCAACAACCAGCUCAGUGAGGAACUCAACCAGAAGAGCACCACUCUGGAGGGGGUGCAGAGGGAGCUGUCCAGUCUACAGGAGCUCAGCAGUCACCAUAAGAAGAGAGCAGCAGAGAUCCUCAGUCUCCUGCUCCGAGACCUCAGUGAGAUAGGAGGCAUCAUCGGCACCAGUGAUCUCAAGGCUAUGAUGGAGGUGAAUGAGGUCAUCGAGGAGGAGUUCACCAUGGCCCGUCUUUACAUUAGCAAGAUGAAGUCGGAGGUCAAGUCUCUGGUGAACCGCAGCAAACAGCUGGAGAGCUCCCUUGUCGACACCUCCCGCAAGAUGCAGGCCAAUGAGAAGGAGCUGGCCUCCUGUCAGUUACUCAUCUCCCAGCACCAGGCUAAGAUCAAGUCUCUGACAGACUACAUGCAGAACAUGGAGCUGAAGAAGAGGCAGCUGGAGGAGAGCCAGGACUCCCUGAUGGAAGAGCUUCACGCACUACAUGCACAGGAGAAAAUGAAAGAGGUGCAUGUGCUGGAUAAGCAGAAGGAGCACCUGACCAAACUGCAGGAUGCAGUGGAGAUGAAGAAAACCCUAGAGGAGCAGAUGGAGAACCACAGAGAGGUGCAUCAGAAGCAGCUGUCUCGCCUGCGGGAUGAGAUCGACCACAAGCAGAGGGUCCUGGACGAGCUCAAGGAUCUGAACCAGGGGCUGCAGUUGGAACAGAGCAAGCUGCAGUCAGACAAUGAUAAACUGAAGGCCGAGGAGCUGGAGAAGGACGAGCAACUGCAGAAGCUUGUCUUCCUGAAUGACAAGAGAGAGCAGGCCAAGGAGGACCUGAAGGGGCUGGAAGAAACUGUGGCCAAGGAGCUUCAGACCCUGCACAACCUGCGCAGGCUUUUCAUCCAAGAGCUCACCUCCCGCGUCAGCAUGAGUGCAGAGAUGGAUAAUGAUGAGGCUGGGGGCAGUCUGGCUCAGAGACAGAGGAUCACCUUCCUGGAGAACAACCUGGAGCAGCUCACCAAGGUCCACAAACAGUUGGUGCGUGAUAACGCCGACCUGCGCUGUGAGCUUCCCAAGCUGGAGAAACGUCUGCGGGCUACGGCUGAGAGAGUCAAGGCCUUGGAAGCAGCCCUGAGGGAGGCCAAAGAGAGUGCCAUGAGGGACCGCAAACGCUACCUGCAGGAGGUGGACCGCAUCAAAGAGGCCAUGCUCUCCAAGAAUGCCUCCAGGAGGGGGCACUCUGCACAAAUAGCUAAGCCCAUCCGUGCUGGACAUCAGCAGCAGUCCACAUCCUCUCCCUCAGCGGGUCAUUCCAUCCGUGGAGGCUCUAUCCGCGGGGGUGGAGGGGUGUCCAGCCCUCACCACCACCGCCACCCGGCCUCUCCAUCACCCCACCGCCAGCAGCAGCAGCAGCAGCAGCGCAGCAAAUAAAGCACAGCUGCAGGUGGAAGCUGGAUUUUCCAGCUGGAUGUACAGACCAUAUCUCCUCUCCAUUUGGGACCGGACCCCACUCCAGGACUGUCUGGGAUAUUCUCUUUCCCCAUGGACCUUGCUAUCUCUCUCUCUAACCACUGGGACCAAUCAUCCUCUCCUUCUCUCACCACUCUGCCUUUACUGGGACUCCAGACUCCUCAUUCCUGAAAAAAACACACUCUGUAAGCCAGAUAUCUUUAUUAAUAGGUCUCCUAUCCUCAUGGUCAAGAGGAAAGAGAGGCUCCGUAUUGCUGAACAAGUGCUUUUCAUCUUUCGCCUUCUUGAAUCUCUCUCACUCUGCCUCUGUUUCUGGUGCUCUAUCGAUAUUCCUCUUGCUCUCUCUCUCUCUCUCUCUCUCUCUCUCUCUCUCUCUCUCUCUCUCUCUCUCUCUCUCUCU